AUGGUCGUCACACAUCAGCUUCUCGGUAUCAGCGGGGAUAGAAAGGACUCAACGCCUACCAAGCUGGAUAUAUGGACGAAAGUGGAGGGCAAGCUCACGUAUGAGCUGCCGGAACAUGAUAUAGUGUUAAACACCACUGAACAUCAUCAACAUCGGGUCAAAUGGAUUGGAGCUGUACUCAGACAUAUCGAGAAGAAGCUUGGGAAUGAGAAAUUCGGAACGCACUUGAAAGGCAUCUCUGAUUGCGUCGGCUUUAAGGGCAAGAAUUAUAUAUUAAUACUUGCUCCGUUUGGGACAAGCCCGAAACGCAUUCAAGAGCUAGAUGAAGUGACUAGUACGGACGGUGAGCUCAUAAUAGUCCUCUAG
Akanthomyces muscarius is the source of this 366-nucleotide messenger RNA. RefSeq lists its product as uncharacterized. The transcript has 3 exons. The record is from RefSeq and is a predicted model, not a curated record. Bases 1 to 366 code for a protein of 121 amino acids. Lineage: Eukaryota; Fungi; Ascomycota; Sordariomycetes; Hypocreales; Cordycipitaceae.